This is a messenger RNA of Drosophila albomicans, 4986 nucleotides long. RefSeq names its product echinoderm microtubule-associated protein-like CG42247 (gene DCX-EMAP). Bases 612 to 4106 code for a protein of 1164 amino acids. Gene Ontology annotation, biological process: microtubule cytoskeleton organization; intracellular signal transduction. Lineage: Eukaryota; Metazoa; Arthropoda; Insecta; Diptera; Drosophilidae. The record is from RefSeq and is a predicted model, not a curated record. The transcript is spliced from 12 exons. Gene Ontology annotation, cellular component: mitotic spindle. Gene Ontology annotation, molecular function: microtubule binding.
GAUAAACAAAGUGAGAGCGAUAGAGAGAGGGACAACUGCAGCUGAUUGAUAGCCAAUUAGUGCAAGUGCGAGUGGAAGCUGCAACUGCAGUAAUAACAACAAGACAACAUCAAUUGCAACUGUUUGUGCAUUAAUAAGCGACAUCCCAUCGGCCUGACUCCAAGCCAAAGUGUCAUUAACCUAAUUGGCGCUGAAAAAAAGAGAAACAGAAAUAAAAGAAAACGUAUAAAAGUGCUGAGCAGGGACGAACAACCUCAGCCAUAAAUAAAACGCAAAUGCAAGGCAAGAAGUGCAACGUGUUGCAAUAAAAACAAUUUACAUAAAACAGGAUCAUAUAUUCAAAGUGGCGUCAACUUUCCUUAUUUUUGCUAGAAAGUUUUGAGGAAAAUGUAAGUGGCAACCUCACGGCACAGAGCACUCGAGUUGACUAAAAAAGGAGUCGAGUUGUUAAAGCAACAGUAGGCGAGAAGAGUUUUGUGAGUCGACGCGACAUCGCGCAGCUUUGACUUUUGACCACAACAAACGCAGUCACGCAAGGCAACCGCUGGCUGAGAUUGGCUAUAGAGUUGGCAAUACGAGUAGAGAGUUGGAUUUAAGAGAGAGAGCGGACAAUGUCCAACGAAGAGAACGACUACUUGGACGGCAUGAGUGCCCAUCGCAAUGGCAACGUUGAUGGCGAUGGCGACGGCGAUGGCAAUGGCGGCGAUGGCAAAGGCGGCAGCGGUGGCGGCGAUGACGACGACGGCGGCGUCGCAGCUGCUAAUGACGAGUCGGCCGUGCACCACGGUGGCAAAACAAUGCCACAAAUUAGUUCGAACUCACAACUCGAGGGAAACGUUUCGCCGACAUUCACUCAGACGACUGGCCAAUUCGAUGAUAACGAUAACCAACUGAAUCAUCAUAACGCAUCGCAAUUGGGUCACAAUAAUCAUCAUCCGACUAACGAUAGCAACCGCAAUAGCCCAACCAAGAGUCCCACAUCACGUGGCAACUCUAGCUUCCAGAUACAGCCUCAGAGUGCUCACUAUGACGACGAUGAUGAUGACUUAGCAGCCGGCGACUUGCACUCGUCUACAACUCCAGGAGGUGGGGGAGGAGCAGGAGCAGCUGCUGGCCGUGCUGGAGCCGGCGGUGGCUCCAGUCAAUUGCCGGACUAUUGGCAACAGCGCAACGGCGGCACUGCUGGUCACUCGGCUACUGCUGCAGGUGGCGGUGGCAUCCAGAGCGGACAUCAGAGUCGCGCGAUUAGUCCCAGCUAUCUGGAUAACAUGAGCGAGACAUCGGAGCAGCCACCGGUUGUCCCCCUCGUACGUUCCAAGUCGCGUCCCGAGAUCUCCAGUGCGGCGGCUUCACGCUACUCGAAUCUCUCGUAUUGGAAGGCACGCCGUGUGGUCUUCUAUCGCAAUGGUGAUCCCUUCUUUCCGGGCGUCGAGCUGCGCUAUCGUCCCGGUCGGGAUGUCACCUCUCUCGAUAAUCUGCUGGACAAGAUCUCGCCCAAAAUGGAUCUGCCACGUGGGGCACGCUACGUUUUCUCCAUGGACGGCGAUCGCAAGUAUCAUCUGGAGGAGCUCGAGGAUGGCGCCUUCUAUGUGGUAUCCUCAUUCAAGGCGUUCAAGCCUGCCAGCUACGGUAAAAAGAACGGCAUGUGGUACGCUUCGCCCGGAAAUCAGGGCUGGGGCUCGAAGCCCGCCAGCCGAAAGCCUUCAAUAAUGGAAGCGGAUUUGGGCACAUUAUCGACCACAUCGGGCUCGAUAAAACGCAGCGCCGGUCGGGUGAUACGCAUCAUCAAUAAUUUGGAUCAUUCGGUGCAGUGUCGCGUUUUGCUAAACCUACGCACUUCGCAGCCGUUUGAGGAAGUGCUCGAGGAUUUGGGUCAAGUACUAAAAAUUAAUGGCGCCAAAAAAAUGUACACGGGCACCGGCCAGGAGGUGCGCAGCUUUUCGCAGCUGCGAAACGAGUUUGCCGAUGUGGACACAUUCUAUUUGGCCACGGGCACGGCCUUGAUUGCCGGCUCGCCAAUACGUCGCUCUCGCUCGCGUCCCUCGGUGGUGGCCGCCGCACCCAUACUGCCCACGGAGGAGCUGCCGAAGGUUCCGCUGCGUGGCACACGACCCCGGAGCAAGAGUCGACCACGCAUCCUGUAUGCGCCAGAGAGUGAGAUACUGCGACCCAACGGGGAGUACACCAUGCUGGACAUCAUGAAGGAGGAGCCCACUAAGGUGACAAUUCGUGGUCUGCGGCGCACCUUUUAUCCCCCAGUUCAUCAUGCACCGGCAGACAAUUCGCCGCCAGAUAAAAAACUGCAGCUCCAGUGGGUUCACGGUUAUCGAGGCAUCGAUGCACGCCGCAACUUGUGGGUGCUGCCAACAGGAGAGCUGCUCUACUAUGUGGCUGCUGUGGCCGUUUUGUUUGAUCGCGAUGAGGAUGCACAGCGUCAUUACAUCGGACACACCGAGGACAUCAUGUGCAUGGAUGUACAUCCCUCACGUGAGUUGGUAGCUUCGGGACAAAAGGCAGGACGCGAUCGCAAGUCGCAGGCGCAUGUGCGCAUCUGGAGCACAGAAUCCUUGCAGACACUCUAUGUCUUUGGCAUGGGCGAGCUGGACACUGGUGUAACAGCGGUGGCUUUCUCUCAACUGAACGGCGGCAGUUACAUUCUGGCCGUGGACAGUGGACGCGAGAGCAUUUUGUCCGUUUGGCAGUGGCAAUGGGGUCACCUGCUCGGCAAGGUUGCCACUCUGCAAGAGGGACUCUCGGGCGCCGCCUUUCAUCCGCUCGACGAUAAUCUCAUCAUCACCCAUGGACGUGGUCAUUUGGCGUUCUGGCAUCGCCGCAAGGAUGGCUUCUUUGAACGCACGGACAUUGUAAAGCAGCCAUCGCGUUCGCACAUCACCAGUGUGCAGUUUGAACCGGAUGGCGAUGUGAUUACUGCCGACUCCGACGGCUUCAUUACCAUCUACUCGGUGGACUCGGAUGGCGCGUAUUUCGUGCGCACCGAAUUCGAGGCUCACAACAAAGGCAUCGGUUGCCUCAUCAUGCUGGGCGAAGGCACACUAUUGUCCGGUGGCGAGAAGGAUCGCAAGAUUGCUGCCUGGGACUCGCUGCAGAACUACAAGAAAAUCGCCGACACAAAGCUACCCGAGGCUGCUGGCGGCGUGAGGACCAUCUAUCCACAGCGACCAGGUCGCAACGAUGGCAACAUCUAUGUGGGCACGACGAGGAACAACAUUUUGGAGGGCUCGUUGCAGCGUCGCUUCACACAAGUAGUCUUCGGCCAUGGGAGGCAGCUGUGGGGCCUGGCCGCCCAUCCCGAGGACGAGCUUUAUGCGACAGCCGGCCACGAUAAGCACGUGGCCCUGUGGCGCAAGAACAAACUCAUUUGGACCAUUCAAACUGGCUACGAGUGCGUGGCAUUGGCCUUCCAUCCGUUUGGCACUGCGCUCGCUGCUGGCAGCACAGAGGGCCACUUGCUGGUCAUCAAUUGCGACAACGGUUCGGUGAUGUUGACACUGCGUGUUUGUGGCUCACCCUUGAACUGUGUGUCUUACAAUCAGGUUGGGGACAUGAUUGCCAUGGGAUCACAGAACGGUAGCAUCUAUUUGUUCCGCGUGUCGCGUGAUGGCUUCUCCUACAAGAAGGUGAACAAGAUACGCGGCUCGCAGCCGCUCACACAUUUGGAUUGGAGCAUGGACGGCAACUUUGUGCAGACCGUGACCAUUGAUUUUGAUUUGCUGUUCUGGGAUGCCAAGUCGCUGUCGCCGGAACGAAGUCCCAUUGCCAUGAAGGACGUCAAGUGGUUGACCAGCAACUGCACUGUGGGCUUCCUGGUGGCUGGACAGUGGAGCAAUCGCUACUACAGCAGCGCCAACACCAUCAUCGCCACCUGCAGUCGAUCGGCUGCUCACGACAUGCUCGCAUCUGGCGAUGCCGAGGGUUAUCUGCGUUUAUACAGAUAUCCUUGCAUCUCGCCGCGAGCCGAAUUCCACGAAUCCAAGGUCUACUCCGGGAUGCUGGCUUGCGCCCGCUUCCUAUGCGGAGAUCAUACGCUCAUCACAGUGGGUGGCACAGAUGCUUCGCUGAUGGUUUGGGACAUUGUUGAGGAAUAGCUGAAAUGGCCACCGUGGCGCUCCGCUGCACCUUACGAAUCGGGCUAUCAGGACUACUGGCAUCGACGCGUCUCGCAGGUAUCCUCGACGGUCCUGGACAGCGAUUCCGUCGAUUAUCAGUAGACAGUCCUGUGAUUUCCCCUUUUGGUUCGUUCUGCUUUUUAGCAGAAGUGCAGAUUCGCUUGCAUUUUUUACAACGAUAACAAUUGGCCAGCAUUCCAUUGGUUUAAUACUUAUUAUAUUAGAUAAAUGCACAAUUAACGAAACUUCACUAACUUUAUAUGAAAAGUAAAAAUUAUCCGUUUUACUGGCAAAAAAUUAACUUAAAAUUCACAAGCUACGAAAUGAAGAAAUGCAAAACAAGUAUGCACAUACUAUCAGAAUAUAUAUUUAUGUAUAAAUAUAUAAUAAUAGUAUGUGUCUCUUCCGUUACCCCCCAAAAACUUGGCUUCCAUUCGAAAAUCUUCCGUUGAAAAUUGCGUCUUGCCGUUUACUUUUGUUAUGAUAUAAUAUGUAUGUUAUGUUUUAUUAACAACUACUGACAGACUUAAAUGCCACUGGUGGAUACUGUAACUAUACAAUGUGCAUGCAUUCACAGAACUAAAGCUCCCAUUCCAACUACUAUACAAACUACUUGCAUACCCUACAGAAACAAAUUGCAUGAUUACAUUGAUACUCUUACAUCAUUUCAUUGUUGUACUCGUAAUUUUUUAACAAACGCGGUAAUAGACAGUAAUCGUAACUCGGACCCCCACAAAACGACACAUGAAUAACGAAAACAAACUUCAAGUGCACUUAAACAUAUAUUGAAUAUUACAUAUACAUAAAUUAUAUUCAAUGUAUAUUGUUAAUGAAACUUUUAAUAUAAGCGUUGAAAUAA